AUGCGAUCCGUCUAUCUCUUUGCGCCCUUAUUGAGCAGCGCACUGCUUGCCACUGCCGAUCUAGCCCCGGGCCUCGGAGCGUCCGAGGUCGCGGCGCCUGGCGCUGAUGCAGUCGAGUACGAGGCUGCCGAGGACAAACUGCUGAGGACGCCUUCUACCAACGAUGGCAAACUGCACGAAGAUCGGGCGUAUCCCACUGAGGGUGUCGUGGGCGAGCUGGUAAGUCGAUUCAGGUCCACGAUUGAGGCCAUCGCCACGUACCUGUACAAGGCAAGCACGGCCGACGUUCGCAGCACCCUGUAUGACUACUUCACGAAGGACCCCAAUGUGCGCACGUGGGAACGCGUGGUCGAAAAGAUGGCUAAAGCGUACAUCGACGGCACAUUAUACACGCCUGCUAGCGGGGUGCGUCUGGGCGCAACGCAAUGGCUGCACGAAAGUCCAGGCUUUCGGAAUGUGCGACCCGCGCUCAAGAAAAUGCAUAAGCUUCACCUGCUGCGUCUGGGGCAAGAUCGUUUAGAAUGGAAGUAUGACAUGGAGUAUGCUGCGGAAUCUAUCUAUAAGAUGCAGCACAGUCACGAUCCGGACGAGAAGAAGGCCGGAUACUGGCUCAAAAGGGUGCUAUUCACCUCUUUGAUCCUGGAAAAAGUCAACCCUGAAGAUGUUGUAGCGGCACUUCUUCGUACGGGUAAGCUACGGCCCGACUCAGAGAUCCUGAAGGACAUGGUAGUCUCGUACAUCGAGGACAUCCAUCGCAUACGGGCGCUUCUUCCAAAGUAA
Molecule: messenger RNA, 780 nt
Organism: Hyaloperonospora brassicae
Lineage: Eukaryota; Oomycota; Peronosporomycetes; Peronosporales; Peronosporaceae
Source: the annotation of a GenBank genome assembly